Punctularia strigosozonata HHB-11173 SS5 is the source of this 988-nucleotide messenger RNA. RefSeq names its product Yip1-domain-containing protein. Gene Ontology annotation, cellular component: Golgi apparatus; membrane. The record is from RefSeq and is a predicted model, not a curated record. The transcript has 7 exons. Gene Ontology annotation, biological process: vesicle-mediated transport. Gene Ontology annotation, molecular function: small GTPase binding. Bases 1 to 906 code for a protein of 301 amino acids. NCBI's taxonomy places the organism in Eukaryota, Fungi, Basidiomycota, Agaricomycetes, Corticiales, Punctulariaceae.
AUGGCAUACGUCUCAGUAGAAUCUGACGAUAGGCUCGAAGAAGGGCCGGAAGGACUCCAAUUCAAAUCAUACCUUGAUCCCAACGCUGGGUCCAAUGCGAAUGGGUCCCGCUCACCAGGGAGGUCAGGGAGCGGUUACUUUGAGGAUACCCCACGCAAGUCCGGCGGUGGAUUCUGGACUGUAGACUAUUAUCAACAGUACUUCGACGUCGAUACCAAGACCGUUCUACAACGCUGUUAUACCACCCUUCUGCCGACUUCCUCCUCGUAUCGUACCUCCCACCUGUCUCCAGCGCCAGAUCUUUAUGGGCCAUUCUGGACCCUCUCCACGCUGAUAUUCUGCCUGUUCCUCUCGUCCUCUCUGGCGCACUCAAUAUCGUCCUACCUUUCGCACCCAGACUCUGCCCACUACGACUAUGACUUCCACCUGCUGAGCAUCGCGGUAUCUCUCGUGUAUGCCUAUGGUCUCGGAGUACCGGUACUCCUGUGGCUUGCGCUACGCUACCUCGGCGUCGGCGAAUGGAGUAUGGUUGAAGCCGUCGCUAUUUGGGGCUAUGGCCAGUUCAUAUGGAUCCCCGUCUCGAUCUUAUGUGUCAUACCUGUCCCAAUCUUGCGCUGGGUUCUGGUCGGCGUCGCAUUCGGGCUGUCGGGUUACUUCCUGGUUGCGAACGUUUACCCCAUCCUUGCUUCCGCCGAACAAAAGGCGAUGCGAUUGAUCAUCAUCGUCAUCGGUGCCCUUCACGCCGGUUUAGCCCUUACAUUCAAAGUUCUGUUUUUCAGUUAUUAUGUCGUCGGGCAGAUCGGCAGCAAGGAUCCACUUGGCGAUACCCCCGGUGCCGGGGAUAUAAACGAGGACGCGGGAGGAGCGAGUAACACUACAGCCGCCCUGUUGAAGAUGCUGUUCUAGUAUGUAUCAUGACUAGAUUACUGUUACACAGCGGCGUUCGGCGGAGUCUCUACCCUUGUCUACCAACGAUAAUCAAAUUUUG